UCUCUCUCUCUCUUUUCAGUAAAUCUUUUAUGAAGUGCGUGCACAGAGCAUCACCGGAGCUGAAAGGAUAGAUAACGGAUAGGUGUGUGUGUGUGUGUGUGUGUGUGUGUAGAGUGCUGCAGUUGCAGUGAUGAUGAUGAUGAUGAUGAUGAUGGUGAUGAUGAUGCUCGAACCGGAAGGCAGCAGCAGCUCUAGCAGCUCCUAAAUUCAGUGAACACCGGAGGACAGCGCCAGGCUGCAGGAGCGCGCGACGCUUGGGUUGGGUUGGGUUGGGUUAGGGUGACUCGCGGUUCCGGUUCGGUUCGGACAGAUGUCUCAGUCACGGAAACGGAAAUGGCUUCCGGAUCCAGCUCGAGGACUGCGCGAGGAGGAGAGCAAGAAGAAGAGGAAGACUUCGUGGACCGCGCGUGGAGGUGCCUCCGCGCCUGGCGCUCCUCCGGGGCGCGUGUAGUAGGCGCGAGAGCGGGCGCGUGCCUGCGGCGGCGGAGCGGCAGAGGCGCGCGCGUGGGAGGCAUGCUCGCGGUGUUGGUGCUGCUCCUGCUGCACGGUGCGCUCGCCGACCCCGAUGAAAUGAAUUACGAAGCGUCUGGAUCAUUGGCAUCAUCUCUGGACCAAGGAACCCUUUCCAGCUUGUCUCUUCGGCCAUCUGGUUUGCUUAUGAUAGAUGAGGCUCCAGAUUCGCUCGUCCAUUCUGAUCCUACAAGUCGACAAAGGGACAUGAGAGAGAAGUCUCUAUCAGCCGGAACAGCUGCCAAACCACAGAUCACUCUUCAUUCAGGCUCCACUCUGGAGAGUCUCAUUAAGAGCCUCAACCAAACUAAGCUUUCACCUGCAGAAGGUUCUAUUCAGAGAGCAGAGCCAUCUUUUAUGGUCCCUUCCUCUGCUGUGGUGCACAUUAGAAACCAGUCCUCUACUUCAGAGAAAUCUACACCGAACCAGUGGACGUCUGGUCUUCCGUCUUCUGUCCUGACAUCUCAAGACCCCAGGCUUCAUGCGAAAGGAAAUGACUCUGAUUUACCUCCAUUCCAAAUGAUAAGUCCUACAUUCCCAAACAAAACUGGAAACACAUCGGUCUAUUCAGAACUUCUUACCCAGGAACUACCAGAUAGCAAUGUCCCUCAACUGACCACCAUUACCACCACGACUGCCUCCACAACCACUACCACAACUACACAACUGACCAGCAUAACUCAGUUAACCAGCACCACUUCUGCAACAACCACAACUACUCUGAAGCCUCUCAGAACUAUAGAACCUACUGUGGCCCCUAAAUGGCCCACCUCCAGCCAACGGGUCAGGAUCAGUCCAUCCAGAACCACCACCACUACUACCACCACCACUCAAAGUUCUUCAAUCAACUGCAACAUAACCGACAGGAUGUGGGUUAAAACAGUUCUGUCCAUCCACAUCCGGAGGAACCGGCUGGACAAUAUUUUGAAACAGAACCUUCUGAAAGGUUUGACUUUGGCACUGGUGAAGGCUCUGAAUGACAGCGGUGUCCGUCCGCAGAUUGAAAGUCUGUCCACGGUGCCCAACGUGACGGUGGGUUAUUACGUAAUCCGUGGAGAUAUGGUCUACAUCACGUCCGUCGUAGUGGAGGCUCUGAGCUCCUACGGUAUGGACAGGCUGAUGGCAGAUAUCCGGCAGUUUGUGCCCAUGCUGCAGGCGGUGCCAGUCCCAGCAGCCCCCUGGAGGCCAACUCCUGCUAUUUCACUCAUGCUGAAGACAGUUUUGAGAUUUGUAGGACCAGGAGAUGAUCUGAGGUCCUGCAGGUUUGCUCAGCUGAUGGAGGAGAGACUGGAGAACGCUUUUGCUGAGGCUGAGGCUAAAGUGAUGAACUCUUACAGCACACUCAGAGUGAAGAUCCUGGGCGUGUCUCAGUCGGCCAGUUCUCCUGCAGUUUCUGUUAUAUACGUGGUGCAUAACAGAACAGUGACUCUGAACGGCACCGUGGCCAGUAACCUGCUGAGCCACCUGACUGCUGAGCUUGUGGGCUACUUCCUCUUCUACCCUCCACUCAUCACUGCAGAGCCUUUGGAGUACCACAACCUCAACACCUCAGCAGAUACCAAGGAUUUCUGGGUAAUCACAGUGAUUCAGGAUGUGGAGAACUCGUCUCUGGAGGCUCAGUACCAGAGUUUCGCCAGUCUGAUGGAGCAACGCUUGGCAGAGCUCUUUGUGGUAGCAUAUCAGCAGGGUGCCCGCUUUAAACGCGCCACCACGGUGGGCAGCUACACUGUUCAGAUGGUUGGCAUGAGGCGACUGGUAGGUCCCAAAAACCCAGUGGAACUCACCUAUUACGUGCAGUCGAAUGGAACACCACUUCCUGGAACAACUGCAGCUAAAAUCCUGAACACUGUGGACUCUCAGACCAUGGCUCUGACCCUGGGAUAUUUUGUCCAGCUCCAAGCUGACGCUGUGGUAAAGGGCCCUUCUAACAACCUCUGGAUCAUUGCUUCUGUUCUGGCUCCGAUCGGCAUCGUCACCAUCAUCAUCAUCAUCAUCACUGCUGUUCUCUGUCACAAAAACAAGAGCGACUUUAAAACCGACGGAAUUGGCAACCUGAAUCCACGUGUUAAGACGACAUACCGGAGAGACAUGAGUUAUUAUCACCAGCCUGUUCAGGGAUUCGACUAUGCGAAGCAGCAUUUGGGUCAGCUCGGCGCCGAUGAGGACAGCGCUCCUCUUCCUCAGGUUCCUCUGCCGAUCCGAGACGCCUCUCUUUCCAUGGAAAAGGUCAUCCAUCCUGACGGCACCAACUCCAAGAAGACCUUGAGCGGAGAAAUCCGGAAAAGCAGGUUGCCGAGCGAGGACGGUUCUGUGGUCAGCGUCGAGUCGGCAAGGCCCGUCUCAGUACGGGGCUCCACGGUGAAGAAAAUCACGACACAGCAAAAUCUUAUAAAGGAGGAAAGUAAAAAGAGGACGGAUCCGUAUGACACCUCAUCAGGAUCUCUGCAGCUCAUCUCUGUAAAACCCAUAGCAGCACCGCCGGCACACUCGCAACCAGCUUCUUCAGAUCGCAGUCAAGAUUCGGCCGCCCUGAACGGCGAGGUGAAUCUGGCUCUGAAGCAGAAGUCGGACAUCGAGCAUUACAGGAACAAGCUAAGGCUGAAAGCUAAGAGGAAAGGUUACUACGACUUCCCAUCAGCUGAAGGCACCGCCGGCUCCAAGGCUCAGAGACACGAGGGCGAAAAAGCCGAACACAUCCCGGCGACACGGCCGUCCAGCAGAACGCCAGAGUACGACGACGACCGGAGCUCAACGUACGUCAAGUCUCGCAGAAGACAUUCUGAGGUAAAAUAUCCAGAGUAUCGGAGCAGGCAAUCUUUAAACAGUCCGAGUCCCGGAGGAACCGAGAUGGAUCUGCUGGUGUUGAGAGAACGCCCCCGGAAAGGCAUUCGCAACAGCGGCUACGACACGGAGCCUGAAAUCAUAGAGGAGACCGAUGUGGAUGGCUUGGCCGCUCGCCAUCACUACGGCUAUGGACGGCAGGCCAAAGGUCACUCGGAGACGUCCACGCUGAGCUCCCAGCCCUCUAUAGAUGAAGUGCGUCAGCAGAUGCAUCUACUCUUAGAGGAAGCCUUCAGCCUGGCUUCUGCAGGUCAUACCUCAUCCAGCAGAAGGCAGCAGUACCAGCGACAGCACCAGGCCAUUAGCCCUUACAGCCCUGGCCCUUCUGUUCCCUACUCCGAGGGGCCAACUAGCGUGCCUGACACCAUGAACCACGCCCAAGGUGGACUGCAAUGGGUACCAGCCUAUGGCCCGGACCUCUAUCAGUGCAGCUUGGGCAAACCGACCUUCAGGUUCACUCAGCUGCCGGAGAUGGCCACAGUGUCUCCUCCUCCUCCUGUUCCUCCCAGAACAGGCCCAGCACCCAGGAGCUCACUGCAGAGGUCUUCCUCGGAUCUCGGCCCUAAAGCUCACAGCUCCGAAUCGUCGGUGCCGGAUGUGUCCAGUCAGCAGGACAGUAACACGUAUGUGCCAAUGAGCAGAGGGCCACUCGCACCCGUCACCACUGAGCCUGCACUCAACCACUCAGGAAACCCGAUGACUGCUGUGUACUCCAUCCCAGCCAGCAGGCCAGGCUACCCGGGAUACUUCAUCUCCACUCCUCCUUCGUCCUAUCACAGUCCCUCCUGGAUGUCGUAUCCCCCAGAGCCUGAGGACGUGUCCUCACCGUGGACCGAAUCUGCUCCGUUGCCAGGUUACGCUGAAGCUUUUCCGAACCCGCGUUACCCUCGAGGAAGCGCUUUCCAGUGGAACCCCAGCCAGGCGGUGUCUCCCCCUCAGACGGAACCCGAUCAGCCGUUCCCUCUGUCGGCUGAAGCCGUGGACGUGAUCACCCCCAUCACGCUGUCCACUUCGGCUCUGGUCCAGGCCAUCCGCGACGAGGUGGCCAAGCUGGCCAGAAAGCAAGCGGACAUGUUCGAGUUCCAGGUCUAGAUCUCGCUCCUCCUGUAGAACCGGAGGACGAACUGCACUCAAGCUCUGGAGCACUCUUCUUGCUGACUCUUUGGCUGCAGCCAGACUCCUGAAUUUUACUGGAAACUUCCAUUCUUUAAAAGAGCUUCGAGGUGUAUUAUGUGUUUUAUGAAAUUCUGCCUGUUUAUACAGCUUCGUCUCCUUUCCUACACCGGCAUUAUAUUUUAGCAUCGAGUAAAGAAAGCUUUUGGAUAAAAGACAAUAUCAAAUCCAUCGCUACUUUCAUAUCUAACUCAAAUUCUGAACAAACAGGAAUGAUGAAUGAUGAUGGUUAUAAAACACACACACACACACACACACAUUUUUCUGAAUCCACCAUGAAAAACUCCACUGAUCCAAAUAAAUAAAUUAUUGGCAUGGUGUGAUGAAGCGGAGUUAUUGAUACCAUCAGGAAGUUGAUUAGUUUCCUAUUUUUUUUUACACCACAAUAAUCCUAUAUCACUGUUUUUUACAUCACUAUAAUCACUGUAUUGCCAAAAGUUUUGGGACGUCUGCCUUUCCACGUACAUGAAUGUAAUAUGGAGUUGUCCCGCCCUUUACAGCUAUAACAGCUUCAACUCUUCUGGGAAGGCUUUCCACAAGGUUUAGGAGUGUGUUUAUGGGAAUUUUUGACCGUUCUUCUAGAAGCACAUUUGUGAGGUCAGGCACUGAUGUUGGACGAGAAGGUCAGGCUCACAGUCUCCACUCUAAUUCAUCCCAAAGGUGUUCUAUGGGGUUGAGGUCAGGACACUGUGCAGGACAGUCAAGUUCCUCCACACCAAACUCACUCAUCCAUGUCUUUAUGGACCUUGCUUUGGUCACUGGUGUGCAGUCAUGUUGGAACAGGAAGGGGUCAUCCCCAAACUGUUCCCACAAAGAGCAUGAAAUUGUCCAAAAUGUCUUGGUAUGAAGCUGAAGCAUUAAGAGUUCCUUUCACUGGAACUAAGGGGCGGAGCCCAACCCCUGAAAAACAACACCUGAACUCAGUGAUCUGGAGGGGUGUUCCAAUACUUUUGGCAAUAUAGUGUAUAUUAUGUGCUUUUCUGACCACUUUUUAUUAUUUUGUCACACUUUCUGUAUUUGGAAACAGGAAAUAAAUCAUAAAUGGAUGUGUAAUAAUAUUUACCGGGUCCAGUCCCAAACAGUAAUCUUCUCUAAGAGCUGUGUCAAUUUUUUAAUUGUAUUUUUCUUUCAUUUUUGUUCAUUGAUCUAUUAACAUGGAUUUAUCCGUACUUUUAUUUAUUAGUAAUUCUGAAGAGCUUCAGCAACAGAACCAGAACCAGAACUGCUGUAACUUUAAACCCUGAGCCCAAAUGAAACAGAGUUGUUUUUUUAAUUACUUAAAUUACAUUCAAAUACAUGCAUUGACUGAGAAUUUGUGCAGUUUUACACAGGAAGAAGAAAUAAACUUGUGGAUGGAUUUCGUGGAUUUGUUUUUAAAAUCU
Hemibagrus wyckioides is the source of this 5906-nucleotide messenger RNA. Its product is annotated as KIAA1549-like b. Bases 334 to 4443 code for a protein of 1369 amino acids. The transcript is spliced from 22 exons. Lineage: Eukaryota; Metazoa; Chordata; Actinopteri; Siluriformes; Bagridae. The record is from RefSeq and is a predicted model, not a curated record.